Molecule: messenger RNA, 1984 nt
Organism: Symphalangus syndactylus (siamang)
Lineage: Eukaryota; Metazoa; Chordata; Mammalia; Primates; Hylobatidae
Gene: RNFT1
Product: ring finger protein, transmembrane 1
Biological process (GO): positive regulation of ERAD pathway
Cellular component (GO): endoplasmic reticulum
Molecular function (GO): ubiquitin protein ligase activity
Source: RefSeq, a predicted model, not a curated record
GAGACAGAGCCCUGAAGCAAAGACAUCUGGGUCAGAGAAAAAGUAUUUAAGGGCCAUGCAAGCCAAUCGUAGCCAACUGCACAGUCCUCCAGGAACUGGAAGCAGUGAGGAUGCCUCAACCCCUCAGUGUGUCCACACAAGGUUGACAGGAGAAGGUUCUUGUCUUCAUUCUGGAGAUGUUCAUAUCCAGAUAAACUCCAUACCUAAAGAAUGUGCAGAAAAUACAAGCUCCAGAAAUAUAAGGUCAGGUGUCCAUAGCUGUGCGCAUGGAUGUGUACACAGUCGCUUACGGGGUCACUCCUACAGUGAAGCAAGGCUGCCUGAUGAUACUGCCGCCGAUUCUGGAGACCAUGGUAGUAGCUCCUUCUCAGAAUUCCGCUAUCUCUUCAAGUGGCUGCAAAAAAGUCUUCCAUAUAUUUUGAUUCUGAGUGUCAAACUUGUUAUGCAGCAUAUAACAGGAAUUUCUCUUGGAAUUGGGCUGCUAACAACUUUUAUGUAUGCAAACAAAAGCAUUGUAAAUCAGGUUUUUCUAAGAGAAAGGUCCUCAAAGAUUCAGUGUGCUUGGUUACUGGUAUUCUUAGCAGGAUCAUCUGUUCUUUUAUAUUACACCUUUCAUUCUCAAUCACUUUAUUACAGCUUAAUUUUUUUAAAUCCUACUUUGGACUAUUUGAGCUUCUGGGAAGUACUUUGGAUUGUUGGAAUUACAGACUUCAUUCUGAAAUUCUUUUUCAUGGGCUUAAAAUGCCUUAUUUUAUUGGUGCCUUCUUUCAUCAUGCCUUUUAAAUCUAAGGGUUACUGGUAUAUGCUUUUAGAAGAAUUGUGUCAAUACUACCGAACUUUUGUUCCCAUACCAGUUUGGUUUCGCUACCUUAUAAGCUAUGGGGAGUUUGGUAACAUAACUAGAUGGAGUCUUGGGAUACUACUGGCUUUACCCUACCUCGUACUAAAACUUUUGGAAUGUUUUGGGCAUCUGAGAACUUUCAGACAGGUUUUGCGAAUAUUUUUUACACAACCAAGUUAUGGAGUGGCUGCCAGCAAGAGACAGUGUUCAGAUGUGGAUAUUUGUUCAAUAUGUCAAGCUGAAUUUCGGAAGCCAAUUCUUCUCAUCUGUCAGCAUAUAUUUUGUGAAGAGUGCAUUACCUUUUGGUUUAACACAGAGAAAACAUGUCCACUCUGCAGAACUGUGAUUUCAGACCAUAUAAACAAAUGGAAAGAUGGAGCCACUUCAUCACACCUUCAAAUAUAUUAAGUUGUAUAAACUAUUAAGGCCACAAAAUACUAAUGUCAUUUGGUCAUAAUGACUACAGAUAAGGCAUCAGAAUGGAUUUUCAGGGCUACAAGAAAAAUGUUUCCAGAUGGUUUUAGAAUGUAAGACUUAUGGUCCAAUUCACCAAAAGAUUAAAUGAAAGAACCCUGUGUUUUAAAAUAUAUAUAAUGUUCAACCUAAUGUAUAUGCAACAUUUAUUCUAUUCUAAUUAUUUGACAGGUAACUGCAGUGUUAAAUUGUAAAUGUGUUUUCUUAAUGUUACCAAAACAGCAAUUUGAAAUUAGAACUAGUGGUUUUAGAGAACUCAGGUAUUCUUUCCUGACAUUGUUUUCAGAAUAAAGAAUAUUUUUCAUAAUAUUUUAAGAUACAUACUAUCUAAAAGUAGAAUUUUGUUCAGCAUUGACUUUUAUAAUUCUCAUCCUAAAAAUUCUUACUAUUUUCAUAAAAUUUGUAUUUUUAAAUGAAAAUUCUAAAUGUUGUAUUUUAUCAGUAACAGAUUUUCUAAGUGAAGAUUAAUUUACUGAGGAUGAUCCAUUUUAGUAUUGUAUUAUUCUCUGUAGUAAGAUUAGUAAUCAGUUAAAUGAUGUAAAUUCAUUUUGUCUCUGGACGUCAUAAAUUCUUCCUGCCAUCAGCUUUAAUGUUCGUGGUCAUGCUUUUUGUAUAGUACCAUGGGAGUAUCUUGAAGUAACUAUUAAAAUAAUUCAUGUGGAUUAUAAA